This is a messenger RNA of Knipowitschia caucasica, 294 nucleotides long. The record is from the annotation of a GenBank genome assembly. Lineage: Eukaryota; Metazoa; Chordata; Actinopteri; Gobiiformes; Gobiidae.
AUGGCUCGCUCGGACGGCGAUCAGUCCUGUUCCCCCGCGGACGGCAGCGGCCUCCGAGAGCUGUCUCUGGAGGAGGUGCUGAGGUCCUACGAGCAGCCCAUCAACGAGGAGCAGGCGUGGGCCGUGUGCUUCCAGUGCUGCUUCGGGCUCCAGGACCUCCGCGGGCCGCGACAUCCAUGCGUCCAGCCCUCCUCCCUGCUGCUGCAAAGGGAUGGCUCCAUCAGGGUUCUGCAGUCCCAGGACGGAGGUGGGUCGCAGUCCCAGGACAGGGGUGGGCCACCGCGGGGCAGAUAA